Messenger RNA from Macrosiphum euphorbiae (potato aphid), 501 nucleotides. Lineage: Eukaryota; Metazoa; Arthropoda; Insecta; Hemiptera; Aphididae. The record is from the annotation of a GenBank genome assembly.
AUGGGCAGAUUCAACAUACCUUGGAUUAUAAUAUUUACAGUAACACCUAUUAUAGGUGGUUUCAUUGGAAGUAUUUUUGUUCGCAAAAAUAUCAGUGGAUGGUACGAGACAUUGAAUCUACCAUCCUGGAGGCCUCCAAGUUAUUUAUUUGCUCCGGUUUGGACUACUUUGUAUUUAGGAAUGGGAUAUGCCUCAUACUUGGUUUACCGUAGUGGAGGUGGAUUUUCUGGUGAAGCAAAAAUUCCUUUGGCAUUGUACGCAUCACAAUUGGUUUUGAAUUGGGCAUGGCCACCUUUAUUCUUUGGGCUCCAUCAGUUAAAAUGGGGUUUAGUUGAAAUUUGUGUUUUGUGGAUAAACAUAGCUGGUUGCAUCGUAACUUUUUAUAAAAUAAACAAAGUGGCUAGUUAUUUAAUGAUUCCAUACUUAGGUUGGGUGUCAUUUGCAACAGCAUUGUCAUAUUACGUAUAUAAAAAUAACCCUGAAAUAUCAGACAAAAGUUAA